ACAGUAUUUUUCAGAAUGGACUGUCAGCUUGGCUCCGUAUACAUCAAACCAAGCUACGCUUUCUGUGACUUAACGUGACGUGUGUCAAAAGCUUGUGGUCAUUCUGUGAGCGACUUCAACGCUGCUGAAAACCGCCUGGGUGUUAGCAAGCGUCGCCAGGCAAAGCCUCUGCGCAGGACUGAGGCUUGAGUGCAGGCGAAGAUGAGGAGCCGCAGUAAUUCAGGAGUGAGGCUGGAUGGAUAUGCCAGGCUGGUCCAGGAGACUAUCUUGUGCCACCAGAACCCAGUGACAGGGCUGCUGCCUGCCAGCACCCACAAGAAGGAUGCCUGGGUGAGGGAUAAUGUGUACAGUAUUCUAGCUGUGUGGGGGCUGGGCAUGGCUUAUCGCAAGAAUGCAGACCGGGAUGAGGACAAGGCCAAAGCUUACGAACUGGAGCAGAGUGUAGUCAAACUGAUGCAAGGACUUCUACGUUGCAUGAUGAGGCAGGUUGCCAAAGUGGAGAAGUUCAAACAUACUCAGAGCACCAAGGAUUGUUUGCAUGCCAAAUAUGACACUCCCACCUGUGCCACUGUGGUUGGAGAUGACCAGUGGGGUCAUCUUCAGGUGGACGCCACCUCCAUUUACUUACUGAUGCUGGCACAGAUGACAGCGUCAGGUCUUUGUAUCAUCUCAAACAUGGAUGAGGUAGCUUUUAUCCAAAACUUGGUCUUCUACAUAGAGGCAGCAUACAAGGUGGCGGACUAUGGGAUGUGGGAGCGUGGUGACAAAACCAACCAGGGAAUUCCGGAACUCAAUGGUAGCUCUGUCGGAAUUGCAAAGGCAGCUCUUGAGGCUAUAGAUGAGCUGGAUCUUUUUGGUGCCCAUGGAGGCCCGAAGUCGGUCAUCCAUGUUCUUCCUGAUGAAGUGGAGCACUGUCAGUCCAUUCUGUGCUCCAUGCUGCCUAGAGCUUCUACUUCCAAGGAGAUAGAUGCUGGUCUUCUGUCUGUUAUUUCUUUCCCUGCCUUUGCAGUGGAGGAUGCUGACCUGGUGGCCAUCACCAAGUCAGAAAUCAUCAGCAAAUUGCAGGGACGUUAUGGCUGCUGUCGCUUCAUUAGGGAUGGAUAUCGUUGUCCUAAAGAGGACCCAUCCCGGCUGCAUUAUGAUCCUGCUGAGCUGAAACUGUUUGAGAAUAUUGAAUGUGAGUGGCCGGUAUUCUGGACUUACCUCAUUCUUGAUGGUGUCUUUACAGGAGACCAAGUGCAGGUGCAGGAAUACCGUGAGGCACUGGAGGCUGUUUUGAUCCGAGGAAAAAACGGCAUCAAAUUACUGCCUGAACUUUAUGCUGUACCAAGUGACAAGGUGGACGAGGAGUACAGCAACCCCCACACUGUGGAUAGAGUAGCCACGGGACAGGUGCCUCACAUGUGGGGACAAUCACUUUACAUCCUGAGCUGUCUUCUUGCUGAGGGCUUUUUGGCACCAGGAGAGAUAGAUCCUCUCAACAGACGCUUCUCUACCAAUUUAAAACCAGAUGUCGUUGUGCAAGUUUGUGUCUUAGCAGAGUCAGAGGACAUCCAGAACUUGUUGAGUGAUCAUGGCAUAAAGGUCCAGAUGUUGUCUGACGUUCACCCUAUUAGGGUCCUGCCUGCUCGCAUCCUGAGCCAUGUCUAUGUCCGACUGGGGAAUUGCAAAAAGCUAAAUUUAAGUGGGAGGCCUUACAGACAUAUUGGAGUUUUGGGAACAUCCAAGUUUUAUGAGAUCAGGAACCGCUCUUAUAUAUUCACCCCUCAGUUUCUGGAUCAGCAUCAUUUCUACUUGGCCCUCGACAACCAGAUGAUCGUGGAGAUGUUGCGAACGGAGGUGGCCUACCUCUCCUCCUGCUGGAGAAUGACAGGACGGCCCACUCUGACUUUCCCCAUCACCCGCAGCAUGCUUGUGGAAGAUGGCAAUACAAUUGAUCCGUGUAUCCUAGCUACACUCAGGAAGCUGCAGGAUGGCUAUUUUGCUGGAGCAAGGAUGCAGAUGUCGGAGCUCUCCACUCUGCAAACCACUUCCUUCCACACUCGCCUCAGCUUCCUGGAUGAAGAGACUGAUGACAGCUUGCUUGACGAGGUUGAGGAAAAGGAUAAAGACUAUGGUGAAGAAUACAGCAACUGUGAGCCUUCGGAUGGCUCAAACAACAUGUUUGACCAGUACCUCACUCAGCUUCUCCACAGCACCACCACCCGGCGUCAUCUUCCUCCCAUCCAGAGCGGGCAGCACCACGUGUUCAGUGCUGAACACACCACCAGAGACAUCCUGUCCUUUAUGGCCCAGGUUCAGGGUCUUCACGUGCCCAAGUCUUCCAUGUAUCUUCCUGUUACUCCUCUCAUGAACAAGCACCGUAAAUCUCUCAACCUGCUCGAGGUACCUCAGCCUAGCCCACAUGGAGUAAAGCACAAGUCUCACAGCGCUGCUGAUCUUCACCUGCCUCGAGAUGCGCAGGGCAACACUGACUUUGCAUCACUGGUGAGGCAGCUGAAGGAGUGCCCCACUCUGCAGGACCAAGCGGACAUUCUUUAUGUCCUCUAUGUGAUGAAAGGAGCUGAUUGGCUGGUAGAGUUGUCAGGUCCGGGCCAGGGUGGAGCGAGCGUACGUACCCUGUUGGAGGAGCUGUAUGUACAAGCUGGAGCUUGCAAGGAAUGGGGUCUCAUCAGAUACAUUUCUGGAGUACUACGCAAAAGAGUGGAGGUCCUCUCUGAGGCCUGCACAGAUCUUAUUUCUCACCACAAGCAGAUAACAGUGGGUCUUCCUCCUGAACCCAGAGAAAGAGUCAUCACCGUUCCUCUUCCUCCCGAGGAGCUGAAUUGUCUCAUCUAUGAAGCCAGUGGUCAGGACAUCAGUGUUGCUGUUCUUACUCAGGAGAUCAUGGUCUACUUAGCCAUGUAUGUGCGCUCCCAGCCCGCCCUGUUUGGAGACAUGCUCCGACUCAGAAUAGGACUCAUCAUGCAAGUGAUGGCCACUGAGCUGGCUCGCAGCCUGCGAUGCUCUGGGGAGGAGGCCUCUGAAAGCCUGAUGAGCCUGAGUCCUUUUGGCAUGAAGAACCUGCUGCAUCACAUCCUUAGUGGCAAGGAGUUCGGGGUGGAGAAAAGCAUGCGGCCUAUCCAGUCAACAGCCACCAGUCCUGCCAUUUCCAUCCAUGAACUAGGACACACCGGAGCCACCAAGACGGAGCGUUCAGGAAUACAUAAACUCAAGAGUGAGAUCAGACAGUUGGAUGACUCUCGGCCACUCAGUAUCCUCAGCGGUGGCGUCUCCACAUGCAGCAAUGUCACUUCGCCGCGCUCCACGCAUUUCCAGCUCUGCAAUAUUCGCUGCAGCAGCCCCUCCACCCCGAGUGGGAUGUUGUCCCCAGUGGGCUCUGGUGCAGGCGACGGACAGCUGCACUGGGAGGAGAGGCAAGGCCAGUGGUUGAGAAGACGCAGGCUGGAUGGAGCUAUCAACAGAGUACCAAUGGGUUUCUACCAGAAGGUGUGGAAGAUCCUCCAGAAGUGCCAUGGUCUGUCCAUUGAUGGCUAUGUGUUACCAUCUUCUACUACAAGAGAGAUGACAGCGAAGGAAAUCAAGUUUGCAGUGCAGGUGGAGUCUGUCCUCAACCAUGUGCCUCAACCGGAAUACAGACAGCUGCUGGUGGAGACUUUGACGGUUCUUGGCCUGGUAGCGGAUGUGGAUGUUGACAACAUUGGUGGCAUCAUCCAUGUGGACCGCAUCCUACACAUGGCUAACAACCUCUUCCUCUGCGACCAGAAGUCUAAAAGCGCCUGUGAGUAUUUCCUGGAGAAGGAUCCAGCAACGGGCAUCUGCAACUUUUUCUAUGAUAGCGCCCCCAGUGGUCGCUAUGGCACAAUGACAUAUUUGUCCAAAGCUGUCAUCACCUACGUCCAGGACUUCCUGCCGACUUCCAGCUGCAUGAUGCAGUGACAAACUUGAGUGCAUGUGCUCGACUCCCAAGCUAUCAUAUUGGUAUCGGUGAUUAUUUUGAUGUAUUAUUUUAAUUGGGUGCACAAGGUGGAAUCUGGGAUUUCCUUUCAUUUAUACAGGGUUAAAAUGAUACAUGUUCAAACAUGUAGUACCCACCGGUACUUGGUUAAAUGUCCGUUGGCAAGGUUCACAUCGACCCAACAAGCGUCUGGCAUGAUACAGGCUGGUAUAUUUUUGACUUUGUGUAAGUAAGUUAGAGAAGAUCGCAAAUACAUUCUAACUUGUGCACCCAAUUCUUGCUUUUAAAAAAAUCAUUGAAGAUGUACGUUUUAUUAUCAUCCGCCAUGGAAAAAGAACGGUUCAAAUAAAUCAAUAAGAGCCCAGAAUGGGCAACUGUAUUUAUUACUCGUCAAGGAGUGAUGAUUUGUGAAAUACGCUUGCGUGUACACCAAGUCAAGUGAGGAUAAGAGCUUCUGAAUGGAGAAGCGAUACCAGAUAUGAGCUAAAAGGGAAAGUGCACAGCCAGCACGUGGUACAGUAUGGUAUGGUAUGGUAUGGUUUGUUUCAGACAUGCUUAACAGGAACAUCACAUGGUUACAGUUGCACAAUUUAAAGGAAAACUGCACUUAUUUUUGGAAUUUUGCCCAUCAUCCCCAAUCUUUAUGUGAGACAUGAACACACGUCUUUCUCUUUGUGUGUUCUAAAGAUAUAAAAACAGAUAAAAAGACGGAGCUAAGAAUGCACACAAUGGGAAACACAUUCCACCUAUAAAGCCUUCUGGAAAAAAAAACAACUCCAAAAAGCAUCAACAGUGCUCAUUUACAUAUAAUGUGACAUGCAUAUUAACCAAGCUGUAGCAACAUUGUUAUUAACAUUGUUAUGCUGAUCGAGCUACGUUACUGGCAUAUUGACUCCUCCUUGCCAUACCACACUGGCUAGCUAGUAGCAGGCUAGCAACUAGCUUCACCACUAGCUUGAAAAAGUUAAUGCUAGGUGUAGGCUUUUGUUUCUGUGUUCCUGUGUUAGCGGACCAUCAUUAUGAGGCAAUGGACAGACACAAAAUCAAUCAAUGUACAGAAGACGUGAUUAAAAUAAUGAUUUAUUCCUGUGUCAGUGAACAGGCGAACACACAAUCCACAACACUAAAGUUAGUGCAGUGUGUUUUGAUCAUUUUCACUAAUGCUGAGGCUUAUUUGUCCAUGCCUAUAAUACCAGUACUUACCUCUUUCUUUCUAAUAAGACAAUCAAGUAUAUCAUAGCCACAGAAUCUGCUUCACACUUCAGUCCACCUGCACAAUCUAAGAUCAAGAUGUGAAAAAUCCCCCCUUCGUAUGGGUAAUAAUGCACAGUUUAGCUCAAUUAUUGCAUCUUAUUUUGUUGUAAAGGCAUAACUUGUCUUUUUUCUGUCCCGUUUGAAUUAGUUUUACAUUCUAAAGAGUGUCCAGUGCCAAGUUUAGUGUCUGAGGGACAGAUUAUGUUAUGUCUUGUGUUGAUUUGUCCCUUUCACAAAUACUUGUCUCCAUCAGUCUUUCCGCUGACAAUCUUUGUUGUCCAACUUGUGCACCACUCUGAAGGCCUCCAGGAACUCUGUGAAGUCUAUACUGCCAUCCUUGUUGAAGUCAAUGCUGCGGGCCAGGUCAUCAAUUGCGCCAUUGGUGAUGUCCAUCCCCAGGUGAGCGCUGAAGAGGCGCCAUGUGUGACGGAACUCUUCGAUAGAAAUCAGACCUGCACGCAACAAUGACUGUGUGACACCCCGGUUUUGAGGAACAUGUGUUGAACUCCUCUUCACAGUGAAGUGAAGUGCUUCUCUACCUGAAUGGUCUUUGUCUAUAAUGUUGAAUAUGAUCUCAAUGUCUGUCCUGUAUCGGAAUAGAGUCUCUGCCAGAUUAGGUGUGACCUAAACAGAGUAAGAAGGCAAGUGUUAUUUUUGAUCAAACUUCAUCAGAUGUUGGAAAAAUCUGUCACAUUUUCUAUGCCGCUUAUCCUACUUAGGGUUGCGGGGGUGUGCUGGAGCCUGGCUGACUUGGGACGAGAGGCAGGGUACACCUUGGACUGGUCGUCAGCCAAUCGCAGGGCACAUAUAGACUAACAACCAUUCACACUCACAUUCAUACCUAUGGACAAUUUACAGUAAACAUGCAUGUUUUUGGAAUGUGGGAGGAAACCGGAGUAAAAUUGUUGGCCCUUCCAGGGAUCCUUAAUGUGAUAUUGUAACGUGUAUCUUCUGACACGUACAGCAGUUGAUUAGAAGUAUGAAUUACUUUAUCCCCAAAAGAAAUGCCUGAGGAGAUUAUAUGGACCUGCACAACUCUGACAUUGUCAAUCACAACUGAGCACCUCAUUAUCACACGCUGAAUUUUUAAGCACUUCUCCUACUGGAUCUGAUGACAUUGUGCAGAUGGAGCUAACGUUAUGGCCAGUGAGGGCCAUACAGUCUCUGACCUGUGGCAGUGGCAUCCCUGGUCCCAUAUCCUCAAAGCAGGACUGAUAGUCCACACGUCCAUCUUUUGCCAGGUGAGCUAAAUGUGGACGAAGAGUCCUCCAUGGCAAGUCCAGCCUCAGGACAGACUCCAACACCUGAGCCCAUUCACUGACUGUCACCGUCCCUGGAAAUGAUUUGCUUGGUGUUAAAAAAAAAAAAGUUGAAUACAUAUGAACACAGAGGACAAGGGGUGCUUGAGGCUUACCAGUGGUUUUCUGGUCGUACUGCUGGAAGCCUGCAAUUAGGUCAGAGCGAUGGGCAAACACUUUCUCUUUUAGAGCCCUGAGAGCUGAUCCCUCUGCAGCGCACACUCUGUGGAAACAAACAUAUAAAACUAUUGCCUUGUAACCUGUGUGUCCACAGGUCCCAUUAAAGUAAAGAACACAGUCAUAAAUGUGACAACAUGGUUUGUUUUUGUUCUGUUUUGUUCAUUUUCAACCACGUAUGCUGUUCAGGGUCACAGGUGACCAGGUUCGAUUUCGACAUUACAGUCGAAAGGGUUGCCAAUUCCCUGAAAAGUAAAUAACGGACACCUUGUUGGCAGGUGGUGCAAAAACUAAAAGCAAACAGCAGCAGAGGCUGAGAUUAGCUGUUCCUCGCCAUACACACACCCUCACGCCAAAUUUUCAUGACACUCGGGACUUCUGAUCAAAAUCAUUUAUUCCACCAAUCAUAAUGUGCUUGUACAUUUGUGCUAAACUAGUCUUUCUUUGAAAAAAUUUAGUAAGCAUUUGGCUGUCUGUCAUGCUGUGUUGUCGCUCUGCUGCCGCCUGUCUGCCAU
Dunckerocampus dactyliophorus (ringed pipefish) is the source of this 7202-nucleotide messenger RNA. It is a transcript of the gene phka2, whose product is annotated as phosphorylase kinase, alpha 2 (liver). Gene Ontology annotation, cellular component: phosphorylase kinase complex. Gene Ontology annotation, molecular function: calmodulin binding. The coding region runs from base 202 to 3939 and encodes 1245 amino acids. The record is from RefSeq and is a predicted model, not a curated record. The transcript has 34 exons. NCBI's taxonomy places the organism in Eukaryota, Metazoa, Chordata, Actinopteri, Syngnathiformes, Syngnathidae. Gene Ontology annotation, biological process: glycogen metabolic process.